Molecule: messenger RNA, 3953 nt
Organism: Musca domestica (house fly)
Lineage: Eukaryota; Metazoa; Arthropoda; Insecta; Diptera; Muscidae
Gene: dsx-c73A
Product: rho GTPase-activating protein gacF
Exons: 6
Coding region: 1166-3736 (856 amino acids)
Source: RefSeq, a predicted model, not a curated record
CAGCACGACUGAAAUAUUUUCAACGUUUAUGAAGUGAAUUUUAAGUUUUUAUUCUUCUUGUAACCACUGUCACUUCUCCAAUAAAAUACCAAACAAACAAAGCUAUGUAAAAAACAAAGGCCAAAAGAGAAACCGAUCCAAAGAGAAAUGCCUAAAGAGCAUAGCACAACCGUUGCCGAAGAGACAAAAGAAAGUUACUCUGCCGCACAAACUUAAUAUUACAACAAAGAAAGUUGCAAUACAACAUGUUGGAUGGUUGUAUGGCAUGCCUAUCAAACUUGGCUUAAACUGAUCUAUGCUGCGAACAAACUAGUCUUGGCUGUGGUGUGUUUUGUGUUGGCUUGAAAAUAAAAAACCAUGAACUUGGGGAAAAGUUGCGAGAAAACAUUGACGCUGGGCUGGGAGAGCUAUGCUGUGGCAAGAGGUGGUGGUGGUUGCUUGACUUGUUGGCUGGAUAGCUGGCUGGCUGGCUUGUUAUGUUGGGUUAGUUGGGUGUUUGGCUGUGUGUAAAUUAAGGUUGGAGGAAAAAAUUUUAAAAGACGCUGCAAAAUCAAAUCUCAAAACAUUUGUACCACGGCGGUGCUACUAUUUACAAGUCUAGCGUUCUUGUUCGCCCAGUUAAUCUCAAUCUGAAAAAUUCUUGCCUGAUCCCCGCCCGAGCUAGCAAAAAGCAAAAAAAACUGAAACACCGAGAUAAAAGCAGGUUGUUAUUCUUGCAGUUCAAAUUAGUUUUGUGUUAUUGCUGUUUGCUUCUUUGGAAAACUCCUAAGCGCGGUAACGGUUCGUGAAAUUGCCUUUAGCUUGGCAAACUUGAACUUUCUUCGAGCAUCAGUGAGCGAGCGAGCGACAGUAAAAGAAUCUUGUUUUAAACGUGCAGUUGUGAAAAGCGAUCGCCUAAAAAAGUAGCGUAGCUUCUACUUGCCAGUGGUGUGUUGAGAAGGCCAGAACAAGAAAAUCGGUUUAUUAACUAGCACUUUAGUUGGCCAAAACGUAACGAAAUAAACAGUUAUCUGACAUUCAUAACAUAGAACAGAACAGAAUAGAAAAGAAAAAAAACACAAAAAAAGAUUUAUUAUAAAUUCUAUCAAAAGCUAUUUGCAUUACAGUGGAAAGCAAAAAGCUCACCACAAUAAAAAUAAAUUAAAGAAAAGUAAUUGUGUGCAAAAUGGGUUUAUCACCAUCCUUUUUCUUGCGGCUUACACUGCUGCUAUCGUUAAUGGCCACCUUGGCUCUGGCCGAUAAUUACCCGGGAGUAAUUGAAUUGGUUGGCUAUAGUAAUCGCAAGGCUCGAACCUAUUACCAACCUGUGGAUGAACGACCCGUGGCAGCGCCCACUGACUCUAAAAUGCAGGCAGAUAUCGAAACAGUGAAACAGAAUAUUGAGAAAUACAACAAACUGCUGACAUUGGAUACGAAAAAUUUACCAGAAUCUCAAAAGGAUAUGCUGGAGAGAAUUGUUGAGAGAGUGGCCCGCCUCAAGGAGACAUUGGAUAUCAAUGAAAAACUCUUGGCAAAUUCCACUCAAACUAAAAAUUCAGACAAAAGUGAUGAUGAAGAAAACUCCACGCAAAUACCCACCGAUGUCACUGAUAAUUUCCCUGGCGACGAGGAAGAGGAGGAGGGUAAAACUGAGCCCACAUUGGUUUUAGAUGAAACCACACUGUUGCAAUUACAAAACUCAAUGGAUAAAUUGGCCGCUGCCCAAGCUGCUGUAACCACAUCACAGACUGGACAAAUCCCUGAAUUCCCCACCACCACAGAAAUGAAUUCGGAAUUCAAUGGCCAGGAUGAAGAUGCUGAAAACUCCACAGAUAUGCCCACAGCCAGUGAGGAUUAUGAUAUUACAACCAUGGAAUCGGCCACGGAGACUACGGAUCCCCAGGAAGAAUUUGUGGCAGCACGUUCAAAUAAUGUGGGUAUUACCGCAGCAGCGGAUGAAAGUGAGACAAUGGCCACCCUCAGCACCACAAUUGGCAGCCAAAGAACCCUGACCACAAGUGGAAAAACCACAAAAACUCGUGCCACCAAAAGACCCAGCGGUCAUACCUCGACCAAGGGUACAGGAGGCAAACGUCGUCCUUCCACAUCCACAUCAACAGGUGGCAGCAGUUCGUACACGAAAACCUCAUCAACCAAACAAAGGAUUACACACACACCCUCGACAGUAACUCAAUCAUCGUCGUCGUAUCAACAAAAGAUCACCCACAAACCACUGGCCCAGCCCUCAUUGCAAUCAUACCAACAGGCAGCGCCCAAACCCGUGUCCUCCUCAUCCUUGGAUAAAUAUGCUUCGUCCAGUUCACCUCUGACCACAUCAUCAUCUUAUGGUGGCGGCAUUAAUCCACUCAACAACAUGGCAAGUUUAUCAUCGUCCUCGGCGACAACAUCCACUGUGCCCUCGUCGAAUAGUUAUGGUUCCACCAACAAUCAGGAUAUUGUUUAUGAUGCCCAUGUCAAUACAUCGGCCAUAAUCGAUAGCUUAAAUAGUAAUGGUCGCGAGGAAUACUACCAACAACAACAGCAGCAAGCUCAGCAAAAACAAGGACUACAAACUGGCGUUGCAAAUAAAGAUAAGAAGCCACUGAACGGUGCAAAACCCACCAAAUACCAUUAUUAUCCGCACAACCAACACAUUUAUUUGCUGCCCGAAUGUGCCAUACAACAGGUGUGCAAUGCCGUCUAUGUUCGAUUGAAUUACACCCAACCUCUGUGCGCCUGUCCAUCAAGAUAUCGGGAUCCCUGUUCGGCUAGUUUGAAUGAAGAUGAUCAGCAUACAACAAAAUUGGUUGGAGAUGGCAAGAAAAAGGCUAUAACAUUGGCCAAAACCUGUGAGGCUACAACCGAAAUGCGCGAAUGUCGUUCACCCAAAGAUUGGUCGCUGUUGGCAUUGCAGAAUACCCGCACAGGCAAAUCACAUUAUUUGGUCAUAUGCAGAUGUCCAGAUCAUUUCAAAAUGGAGGGACCUAUGGCCCAUGAUCAGCCUACAUAUGCCAGUGUACCCGGUAUUCGUGUCUUUGGUAUGAUGUGUGUCAAACCUGGCUAUUCGGUGCGCAAACCUUCGGUCCAACCACCCAAACGUUACCAAUUGCAAAAACCUUUCUAUAGGCCCGGAUCCCAAACCUCAUUUGGCCAGCAGUCGAAUAGCAAUAUCGGUGGUUCCUUUGGCAGCGGUAGCAGUAGUAGCAGUUCAUCAUCACAACAGUAUGGUGGUACAAAGGAUACCUAUGGUAGACCCUCAUACGGUGGCAGCAGUUCUCCAAGUUCCCAAUCAUCCUUAGGCGGUGGCUUCAAUUCAGCCAACAGCAACAACUAUCACGGCUCCGAUUCAUUCUCCUCUUCACAAAACAAUUAUCAAUAUUUAAAUCGUCCCGAAAGUAUAUCCAAUUCCAACUUUAAUAACAAGAACAGCAACAAUAACUUUAGACCAGAACCGGUGUCAAUAAAUAAUUUCCCUGGUGCCAGUUAUGGUCGUAACAAUGAACGCGAAGGCGCCGAUAACAUUGAGGCCGCCACUGAGGUUGACAAUAAACUGCUAAUCAAUACCUCAACUCCAGCCCAGUCCAAUGACGAGGUGGCCCGAACCACACUUAGUGAAGAUACAACUAAAGUGAGCGAAGAACUGAAACGCGAAAAACGUUCUCUAAGCGAGAAUACUGUGGAUGGCGAGGCUGAUGAUAUGCCUGAAUUCCCCUGGGACCGUGUUAUAGAAUUUGAAAAGACCCUGGUAUGGGACUAAAUAGAAUGGCGAGAGAAAACAAGUUAUUUAAAGAAUAACAACUACAACAAUACAUUGGGAACUAAAACGCAUACUAAAACAAACAGGGUGUAGGUAGCAUUUAUAUAGAAUUUCUUAAUCCAAUUAAUAAUAUUAUGAUAAGACGCAACGAGAUUUUGGACCAUAAUUUAUUAACUGAACAUUAUACUACUGUGACUGAAAUGAACAAAAAACAAAA